Molecule: messenger RNA, 699 nt
Organism: Plectropomus leopardus (leopard coralgrouper)
Lineage: Eukaryota; Metazoa; Chordata; Actinopteri; Perciformes; Serranidae
Source: RefSeq, a predicted model, not a curated record
AUAUAUGAGGUGACGUCGACGACCACAAUCAAAGACCUGUGCUGCAGUAUCGCCUCUCAUCUCACGCUGAUCUCAGCCGACGGAUUUGGCCUGUUCCUGAAAACAGCAGACAAGGUCAUGUCAAGUUUGGAGGAGGAGAAAUACUUCUUUGACAGUUUGAGGCAGACCUCAGAGACUCCCAAGAAAGGAAAAAAAGUGAAAGAAGGCAACCAGGCCAACGCGCAAUACCUGGUGAUGUUUAAGAGGAAGCUCUGGUUCAACGUGACCCCGGGGAAAGACCUGGUUGCAGACCUCACCUUCCAUUUCCCGCAGGAGCUGCCGAGGUACCUGCGCGGAUACCACAGUUGCACCAAAGAGGAUAUGACCAACCUUGGGGGGCUGCUGUUCAGAGCAGAAGUCGAUUCGGACCGGACGCAGUUCGUCAUGAUCCCCAAGAUGCUGAGCAGGCUGGUUCCUGCGGACCAGAUCAAAACCAUGUCUCCAGAAGAGUGGAAGAAGCACAUCAUCUCCGCCUACAACAAGCAGAGUGGCAUCACGGUGCAGGAGGCCAAAAUCGCCUUCCUGAAAGCCAUUUCCAGUUGGCAAACCUUCGGCUGUGCCUUCUUUGAAGUUAAACAAACGUGUGAAUCCAGCUACCCGAGUGCACUUUUGAUCACCAUCAGCAAGCAAGGUGUCAGCUUCAUAGACCCAAAAACAAAG